AUGAGUGAAGAAGAAAAGACCGCAACUCCUGCUCCUGCCGAUGCUGAAGAGGCACCUGCCAAGGAAGAACCCAAGAAGGAAGAACCCAAGGAGGAAGAAUCUACUGCCCAAUUUGAACCUGUGGUCAAAUUGGAAGAAGUAGAGGUAAAAUCCGGAGAAGAAGACGAAGAAACCGUCUACGGAGUCCGAUCCAAGCUGUUUUUGUUUGGUGAAACCUUGUUGGACGUUGGGUCUGGCAACAAGACAUGGAAGGAACGUGGAAUUGGUGAAGCCCGUAUUCUGAGACACAAAGAACACCAACGCCUCCGAUUGCUAAUGCGUCAAGAAAAGACCAUGAAGGUCAUUGCCAACCACGCAUUGGAUCCACGCAUCAAAUUGGAACCCAAUGUUGGAUCGGACCGAUCGUGGGUCUGGUCGGCCUUUGAUUUUGCCGAAGGAGAGUUGAAAGAAACUGUCUUUGCUUUGAGAUUUGCCGACUCUGAUAUUGCUCAAGAAUUCAAAAAGAAUUUUGAAGAAUGUCAAGCAGAGAUGGAAAAGCUACUGGCUGGUGAAGACAAGCCAGGUGCCGACGGUGGCGCUGGUGCGGAUGAAGCAGCAGAAGCCCUCAAGGAACUUUCCACCAAGGAAGAGUAA
Molecule: messenger RNA, 633 nt
Organism: Cylindrotheca closterium
Lineage: Eukaryota; Bacillariophyta; Bacillariophyceae; Bacillariales; Bacillariaceae
Source: the annotation of a GenBank genome assembly